Gadus chalcogrammus (walleye pollock) is the source of this 2786-nucleotide messenger RNA. Its product is annotated as E3 ubiquitin-protein ligase SH3RF3-like. The record is from RefSeq and is a predicted model, not a curated record. The transcript is spliced from 10 exons. Bases 243 to 2786 code for a protein of 847 amino acids. Gene Ontology annotation, molecular function: metal ion binding; protein binding. NCBI's taxonomy places the organism in Eukaryota, Metazoa, Chordata, Actinopteri, Gadiformes, Gadidae.
CAUUCUGCACAGCUGCGCGAGGAGGGAGGAGGAGGCACCGAUCACACAGUAGAGGAGUAUUUGCCUGGCGCGCGGGGGACUACUCCGGCUCUCUGGACUCGCUGUUCGCUGUCUCGCGCUCGACUCCCCCCCCCCAACCCCACCACCCCCGGUUCUCCUCUCAGAAUGUUCUCGCUGUACUCUCACACAUUUAUACACGGAAACUAAACGACGGAGCGGAGUGCCCGACAAUACUAGCCCAAAUGAUCACUCUCUCCGCCGAAAUGGACGAGUCGUCGUCGCUGCUGGAUCUGCUGGAGUGCUCGGUGUGUCUGGAGCGCUUGGACACCACGGCGAAAGUGUUGCCGUGCCAGCACACCUUCUGCCGCCGCUGUCUGGAGAACAUACUCAGCUCCAGGAACGAGCUCCGCUGCCCAGAAUGUCGUAUCUUGGUGGACUGCGGGGUGGACGACCUCCCGGCCAACAUCCUCUUGGUCCGGCUCCUGGACGGCAUCAAGCAGCGGCCACUGCGAGGGAAUGGUGCGGGCGGUAGGCAGUCUCUGCCCGGGGGCUCGCUGCAGUUAUACGCUGGCGGGAUCUCUGCUUCGCCCCCCGGCACCGGAAUCAGAGAAUUGCCCUUAGCCACAAGGAACUCGCCCAUUAAGAACGUUCCGGCGCUGCCCUGCGGCAAGGCCCUCUACUCCUACGAGGGCAAGGAGCCCGGCGACCUGCAGUUCACCAAGGGCGACAUCAUCAUCCUGCGACGCAAGGUGGACGACAACUGGUACCACGGCGAGCUCAACGGCUGCCACGGCUUCCUGCCGGCCAGCUACAUCCUGCUGCUGCGGCCGCUCAGCCAGACCCCGCCGCAGGGCAAGGCCCUGUACGACUUUGAGGUCAAAGACAAGGACCAGGACAAGGACUGUCUGGCGUUCAGCAAGGAUGAGGUGUUGACGGUAAUACGGCGAGUGGAUGAGAACUGGGCCGAGGGCAUGUUGGGGGACAAGAUUGGCAUCUUCCCUAUUCUCUAUGUGGAGUUGAACGAAACCGCCAAGCAGCUGAUGGAGAUGGACAAGUCUGUGGUGGCCCCUGUCCCCGGGCCGAGCUCAGCCCCCUCCCCGGCUCCUGCCCCCGCCCCCGCCCCGUUAGGCCCCUGCUCCCCGGGCCCCUCCCCCGGCCCCUCCCCGUCCAAUGGGAACAGUGGGUGCCACAGGCGGGGCGAAGGGAAGAAGAACGCCAAGAAGCGGCACUCGUUCACGGCCCUGUCCAUCAGCCAGCGGGCGGCCCAGCUCAACAACAGCAGACACAGUAUGGAGAUCUCCCACCCGGUCCUCAUCAGCUCCUCGGACCCCCGGGCCGCUGCACGCAUACACGACGUGUCUCCCGCGGGGCCUUCGCCCUCCUCCGCGGGGGUGCUCGUGCCCCCCAGGGUGGCAUCGGUGACCUCGGAGCUGCUGGCUCACGCCAAGGUGCAGCUGCCGCUCAACAUCUACCUGGCCCUCUAUGCCUACAAGCCCCAGAAGGCCGAUGAGCUGGAGCUGAGGAAGGGGGAGAUGUACCGCGUGACGGAGAAGUGCCAGGACGGCUGGUUCAAGGGCACCUCGCUGCGGACCGGCGCCUCGGGUGUCUUCCCCGGGAACUACGUCACCCCCGUCUCCAGGGCUCCGUAUGCCGCCGGCUCCGCCCGCAGCUCCUGUAUGACCGGAGGCGGCGGCGGGGGCAGUGGCCAGCCGGGCAGCAAGGUCUCCACCCCGUCCUCGUCCCCGGGCUCCCCGGGGCCGUCGCCCCGCCCCUCCACGCCGCAUGCCGGCUCGGACGCGGCCCCCGCCUCCUCCCCGCAGUCGGCCGCCGCGCAGCUCAAGAACUGCCUGCGCUCCUGCCAGCAGAGUGCCAGCCAGGCCCGCAGUGCCAUGCAGCUGGUACACAGCCCCCCUGCCGGCAGCCCCGAGCGCCCCCCCGGUGGGGGGGUGUCGCCCCUGCCGCUGCGGCCCCAGAGCUCCUGCUCCUCCCCGUGCCGCGCGCAGCAGCACGGCGGCUCCCCGGGGCCCCGCCCGCUCUCCAUGGUGUGCACCACGUCCCCGGGGCCCUCGCCGCUCUCCUCCCCGGCCGCCCGCCACCCGCUGCUCCCCCUGGCCUGCCUGACCCCGCCCAACGCCUCGGCGGCCCUGCUGAACGGCUGCGAGUCGGCCGGCCCCUCGCCCUCGUCCCCCGGGGGCCCCUUCCCCGGGACCACCAUCACUGCCAAGCCAGAGAAGAAGGAGAAGAAGGCGGGGGGUCUGCUGAAGCUGCUGUCCGGGGCGGCGGCCAAGAAGAAGUCGCGCUCCACGCCGUCCUCCCCGCCGACCCACGAGCCCCGCACGCCGUCGUCCUCGGGCCACGCCCACCACCUGCUCCACCUCCACCACCACCACCACCAGCACCACGCCUCCUCCGCCUCGGGCCACUGCUCCCUGGAGUCCCUGGGCCGGGCGGGCUCCUGCCCCAUCGAGAGCGAGACGGGCGGCGCCGCGGGCCUGGAGCCCCUGCACAGGAAGUCGGGCUCGCUGGACACCACCUUCCCCAUGUCGCCGGCCACGGCGCGCUCCGGCAGCGCACUGCUGGCCCUGCGGCCCGAGACCAAGCCCCUGUCCCGGGAGAGGUACCGAGUGGUGGUGCCCUACCCUCCCCAGAGCGAGGCGGAGAUCGAGCUGCGGGAGGGCGACGUGGUGUUCGUCCACAAGCGGCGCGACGACGGCUGGUACAAGGGCACCCUGCAGCGCACCGGCCGCACCGGCCUCUUCCCCGGCAGCUUCGUGGAGAGCUUCUGA